This is a messenger RNA of Microplitis mediator, 2729 nucleotides long. RefSeq names its product potassium/sodium hyperpolarization-activated cyclic nucleotide-gated channel 1-like. Bases 168 to 1928 code for a protein of 586 amino acids. The record is from RefSeq and is a predicted model, not a curated record. The transcript is spliced from 8 exons. NCBI's taxonomy places the organism in Eukaryota, Metazoa, Arthropoda, Insecta, Hymenoptera, Braconidae.
AAUAAUAAUAAUAAACAAAUGAAUAAUAAAUAAAUAUGUGCCUUAUAGAAACUGAUAUUUAAAAGCACAAGCUUAAGUAUUUAAAUUUAAAAAUUGUUUUAUUUAUUAUAUUAAAAAUAAAAUUGUUAUUUAAAUAAUUGCUGUACAAUUUAUUUAUCCUUUAAUCGAUGGAAAUUUACGAGCGGUGGAGAAAAAAAAAUAUUGAACGUCAUGUUUGUGAAUUGAAGGGGCAAACAUCGUGGAGCCAAUUGAAGCGGUUGCCGCCUAACGCUAAAUUAAUUGCGCGACUUAAACGUAAGCUGCAGAAAUUAAUAAUCGUGUCGGACAGACAUCCGUACACGAAAUAUCAUCUGCGAAGUCGGGCGGCGGUCGCUUUUGAAAAAAAGCGGCACAAUAAUUCGAGCUACUGGUGGAUUUUGCAUCCGUACAGUCGACUUGGAUUUUUUUGGGACAAGGUAAUGACUAUCGUCCUGAUGUAUUUUUUCAUCACUGUCCCAUACAUAAAAGCGUUUUUUCGUGUCUGUGAUAGGCCAUUAUAUAAUCAAGUCUAUUAUAUUUAUCCUGUAUAUACAAUAUGUACAUUUGAUAUCAUAGUUAGAUUUUUUACGGGAUACGUUUCUAACGAAGACAAUGGAGUUGUUAUUGAUCCGGGUUUGAUUGCCAGACAUUAUGCCCAGAGUUUUUUUCUGAUAGACGUAAUUUCUUCUAUACCGUAUACGUGGUUUUUUGAAGAUGAUUUGAUAACAUUGAAGAGAAACUAUCAGCGUAAUUUUCUGGCUUUUAUUGGAGAGCUUCUUCCUUUAUUGAAACUAUGCAGGCUUACUACCUUACGUUAUUACGUCAAACAAAUAAAUGCUGCGUGUGGAUUUUCAAAUGUAUCAGAUAUAAGCAUAUGGCUAUCGAUACUAACAAUUUUAAUAUUUCACUGGAGCGCUUGUUUGACUUGGGCAUUUCCCUUUAUUGUUAUUCACGCAACACCUUUACAAACAAUCAAAAGCUCAAAUGUAUACGCAAUUCAAAGUGGAUUAUAUCAGAAUGACAGUACAUGGAUAAUUUACAUAAUUAGCUUACAUAUGGGUAUAAGUAAUUUAAUAGGAUCAAGUUUUAUUGAGCUACAAAAAAUAUCACCUGCUGAUAAAUUGAUCCGUUGUAUUUUAUUGUUAUUUGGCUCGGGGUACACUGUCUAUUUAAUUGUGGUUGUAUUACAAUUAAUUGAAUCAUCAUCAGAACCAAAAUUAAAGUAUCAAGAUAUUAAACGUCAAGUCAAAGAGUAUAUAUAUAAAAAUAAUAUACCGCAAGAACUGGGUAAUAAAUUUUAUUUGUACAAUCAAUAUCGUUUCCAAGGAUAUUAUUUCAAGGAAAAUACUAUUAUUUCUUCAUUGCCAAAUCAUUUGAAACAAGAAAUAUAUAUACGUUCAAAUAACGGAUUACUUGAAUCUGCAAAAAUAUUUAAUAAUUUAUCUAAAAGCUUAAUUUCAAAUAUUAUGAUUGUUAUGAAGCCGAUAAUUUAUUUAAAAGAUGAGGUUAUCUAUAAAUAUAACACAGAAGGGGACUGUAUGUAUUUAAUAGCCAGUGGAACUGUUGCGAUUAUCAAUUCGAUGGGCAAAGAACUUCAUUACCAUUUGGAGGACGGUGAUCAUUUUGGAGAAAGAUGUUUGAUAAAUCCCCAGAAUAGUCGUCGGGAAGUUUCGGCGGUUGCCGUUGAAACCUGUGAGCUUCUGCGUCUACAUCGUCGGCAUUUCAAUCGUUUGAUUCUACCCACCUCUGAGUUGUACAAGAAAUUAUCUGAAAUAGCUGAUGACAGGACAGUAGAAAUUGAACGUCUGAACAAAUUGUCCACAGAAGAAAUUAGAAUGCGGAAGAGACGUAGUUCAGAACUUCGUAGAUUUCUUAUGAGAACAGAUGAUUUGAUGAUUGAUUCUUCUUAAUUAUUUAUUCAAAAUUUUCAUAUGUGAAAAUUUAUCACGUUUUGAUACAGAAAUUAAAAAAAUUUUCUAUAUUUUGCAUCCAUAUAGAUUAUAUACCUGAUCAUAUAUGAUCACAUAUGAUCAUACUAGACUCUACAACUGAUCACGUAUGAUUGUACUCGAUAUCUGGUCAGAUAUGAUCACAUGUGAUUAUUAGGGUGGUCGUUAAAAAUUGAAUUUUCUCAGGCGCCCCAUAAAAAGCUUCUUUUUAGUAAAAAAAUACGCGGGGAAUUUGGUUUUUUCUAUUUAGGUGAAAAGAACACGUGCCGCAGGACGAUCAAAGUUCAUUUUUCGAUACAAUCGAGGUUUUUUUUUAAAUAUCUCAUGAAAUAUGCAGAUUAAAGGAAAAAAUCAUAGGAACAAUUUUGUAGAAAAUUAAAUUCUUGACAAAAAAGGUCAUGUUCAUUUUUUUUAUAAAAUGUGUAUUUAUGAAGAUAUUUUAAAAAAACUUUUUUUUAGAUCUGAUGAAUUGAGCGUUUUGAGGAUUACAAAUUUUGAAAAUAACAUUUUUCUAAGUAUAUAGAACCUACAACAAGCAUUAAUAAUUGAUAUGUUACGAGCUACGAAGUUGUCUAUAUUUAACAAAAAAUGUUAUUUUAAACAUUCGUAAUCCUUAAAAUGCUCAAUUGGUAAGAUCUAAAAAAGUGUUUUUAAAAUAUCUUUCUAAAUACACAUUUUAUAAAAAAAAUGAACAUGACCUUUUUUGUCAAGAAUUUAAUUUCCUACAAAAUUGUUCCUAUGAUUUUUCCCUUUAAUCUGCAU